GUUGCAUGGUCGGCGCUGGUGUUUUUGCCAUGGUGUUGUUGGAGCCAUGGCUUCUUGCGUUGGCAACCCGCCACGCGAAAACAGCGCAAUGAUCAAUGAUCAUUCCACCCGCCGCAGGGCAGGGUGCAAGAUUGCCAGCCCCGCAGGCCACUUUUAGUGGCAGUGUUCCAGAGCCAGAUUCUGAAGUCGCGCCCCCUGAAGACGAUGUUCCACUGGCACCUUGGGCUGCGGCGCGCGUCUUGCCUACAUCGCAUGCCCGGCGAACAAGGCGUGUUUCCACACCAGCUGGACGUUUUGUGGGUGACGAGCAGAAGCAGUUGGCUCGAUGGGCAGAACAUCUCAAUGAGGAAGUGCUGGCUUUGACUCGGGAAAGAGACAGUUUGGCGGGAAAGUUGGCUGAUGCCAAUGCUGCAAAUGUAAAACUGCAGAUGGAGUUGGAGCAUCUUCGCAGGGUAAGUGCUGAGUUUGAGCGUCUUGGGGGCGGUGAUGUUGGCGUUCUAAAUGCAAUCGUCGAAACCCGCGAUCUUGAAAAGCAGCUUCAAGCCUCUACCGCUGAAGUUCAAGAGCUUCGGACUGAGCGGAAAGGCAUUGACGCAGCGCACGCAUUUUCACAACAGAUGGUGCAGCAGUUGCACAAAGAAAUGGAAGAGCUGCGGGGAAGGCACAAGAACUUGCAAGAUCAAUAUGAGAAUUGCAAGGCUGAAUGCAGUCGUCUCAACGAUUUGCAUGGAAGCGAGCGAGAGCACCGACGCAGACUUGAGUCCCACCUUCAAAACCAGAGCAGUGACAAGGAGGCAGCAGCAUCUGCCCGGCAGGAGUUUUUCCAAAAAGAGCAUCGAAAGGCUUGGGACGAUCUGCAGCGUGCACAUUGGGUAGAGAAGGAGAAGGAUGCCAGAUUCCAAUCAAUUACUCAGCUGGCGCAAGACGCGAUAGCCUUGGUGUCUGAAUUGCAGGAUGGCUUUGUGGAGCAAACCAAGAAGUACAAUGAGCUUUCAAAGAGCGUCCGCAACCAACAGAGAGAAUUGACGUCGGACGUGCAAGAGGCGCAGCAGUUAGCUCAACUUUCAGAACAGUUUGCUCUAGAACUUCGACAACUCUUAGGCCGCACGCGUGAAACAAACUCGGUGGGUGAGGAGCAAUGGCGUCAAGAAGCUCAUAAGCUUGAAGACCAGCUCCGAAACCUUACCCUGCAUCACAGAGAGGCUGCAAAGACCGUUCGCGAGCUGCGCAAGGCGGAUGAUCACCACAAAGUUCAACAAUCUGAGCGCAUGCAAGCAGAGAAGGAGCGUCAAGAGAGGAAGCGAGAACGUCAUGAGCUUUUCAGCAACCCAAACAUCGUCAGACAAAUGGCUCAGGCAGUCGCUGGAAUUGAAGUGUACAAGGUGGAUGAGAAGAAUCGCAGAGAAAAGCGACGGCUCCGAGUUGUUUGUGACAUCAAGUCAGGUCGAGGUGGGCCUCGACCUGAUCUACAGCUACGUUGGUCAAAGGCUCCGUACCGCGAUUGGCCUGACAGAAGUUCCUGCGACCUCACACAGGUUGUCAGCUUGGGAUAUGGCUUUGCAUCCAGAGCUACCUGGCUCUUCAAAGAUGUUCCUCCUUACCACUGCUUCUCCGUGCAGACACCGUACCGGACCUUUGAUUUCAUAUGCAGUUCAGACAGAGACGUCGAGGCUCUUGUGCUGGUCAUCAGCCGGUUGUGUACCAGGAGCCAGGGCUGGCCACUCUACGGUGGGGUUCAUUCACACGCAAGGUUUGUGGCUAUGAAAGGUUGGACAAAGGUUCAGGUCGCAUGCCGAGCAAGCAAGAACACCUUGAGCACACAUCUUCUUGAGGCUGUUGCAAAGAUGCAGUCUUCAUCACGCCCAAGCCACUUGCCACCUCCUCCAAGCGAGACUGAAGUGGAGUCGGAGGAUCCUUCGCAACAGUCGUUGGAAACUGGGUGAGGAAGCAUGGUAGCCAAGGUAGCUGCGACUUUGUGAACUCAAACACGUGUAACCUUCUCACGGAUUGUGGUCGGUAGUGCGUCACCUCGUGGCCUUGCGCAUGAGGUAGCUUGUACAUAAAUUGCCAGUGAGCUGCGGGCAAAACUCGCAGCUUGAACAAGUGUGCUUCGAGAAAGUGUGGGGGAGGCAAGAUGGCCAUGGCAUUCUCGAGGUACACGGCACAGUGUUUAUUUGUUGCACUGAGUUGCACUGAUUCUUGGGCAACCAAUGUACAGUAGUGUAAAUGGG
Messenger RNA from Durusdinium trenchii, 2231 nucleotides. Lineage: Eukaryota; Dinophyceae; Suessiales; Symbiodiniaceae. The record is from the annotation of a GenBank genome assembly.